This is a messenger RNA of Syngnathoides biaculeatus (alligator pipefish), 3676 nucleotides long. Its product is annotated as DENN domain-containing protein 1A-like. Gene Ontology annotation, cellular component: cytosol; clathrin-coated vesicle. Gene Ontology annotation, molecular function: guanyl-nucleotide exchange factor activity; phosphatidylinositol phosphate binding. The record is from RefSeq and is a predicted model, not a curated record. Gene Ontology annotation, biological process: endocytic recycling; endocytosis. Lineage: Eukaryota; Metazoa; Chordata; Actinopteri; Syngnathiformes; Syngnathidae.
GCAAGACAUUGUUGGUUUACUUCCUCUGUAACACGUUACAAAUAUUUGCUUCGGAUCACGCCGUUAUCGUUUCCUAGUAAAUGUGGUCCAGACUGAAAGAUGGCAUCUAGAAUCAAGGAAAAUGCACAGUCUGCUUUUGAGGUCUAUAUGGAAGUUGUCUAUCCAGGUAUACAAAGCCGAGCGCCUGCAAUCCGAAGGAAAUUCCCAGAAGACUUCACAGAUGAGAAGAAAUUUGUUGCAAUGAGAGUCAACAUAUUCACCAGAAAAUGGCAUAAUAUCAAGACCAUCCCCUGCAGUGCACCCAGGUUUUAUUGCCAGCUCUCUGAACUCGUGUACUUCAGGUUGCCAAUCUCCAAUUCAACCAACAGUAUCGACAGUGACUGGAUUUUCCACAACACGAGGUCACUGGAAUGCUGGAACCUAUCCCAGCUGUCAAUGGGCAAGCGGCAGGGAAACCGGAGUGCCUGGAGAAAAUCCAUGCAGACACGGGGAGAACGCGCAAACUCCACACAGGGAGGGCUGGGAUUGAACAUGAGUCCUCAGCACUGUGAGGCCAAUGCUUUCCAGGAAACUAUUGCGACUGUGCCCAAGUUCUGCUUUCCGUUCUGCUUGGAUAGUGUCAUAGUCAACCAGAUGGACCAGAAUUUCACAUUUGUUCUGACUGACAUCAACAGUAGACAUAGAUUUGGGUUUUGUCGCCUCUCCUCAAGCUCACACACCUGCUAUUGCAUCCUUAGCUACCUGCCCUGGUUUGAUGUAUAUUAUAAACUGCUGAAUAUCAUUGCGGAUUACACUGUAAUUGGCCAGGAAAUCAAUUUACAAGACCUCCUGCUAUCCCUACAUAAUCUUUCCAUUCCUGAGCCUGGUGUUCCAGUUCAUCUUGCUAUGCAUUUCUACUUCACUGUACCUGACUUAAAAGAACUCCCUAGAAUACCAGAGAAUAGAAAUCUUACAGAGUACUCUGUAGCCGUAGAUGUCAAUAACAUGCUUCAACUCUACGCAAGUAUGCUUUUUGAACGCCGGAUCCUCAUCUGCUGUAGCACCUUAAGCACUUUAACAGCCUGUGUCCAUGGGUCUGCUGCCAUGUUAUAUCCAAUGCACUGGCAACAUGUUUACAUUCCAGUCCUGCCUCAACAUCUUUUAGAGUAUUGCUGUGCCCCAAUGCCCUACCUCAUUGGAGUGCAUUCCAGCCUUAUGGGGAAACUUCAAGGAAUGGCAAUGGAGGAUAUAGUGAUCUUGAAUGUGGACACCAACACCCUUGAAACACCCUAUAAUGACCUUCAAAGCCUACCCUAUGACGUGGUUUCAUCUCUAAAAAGUCGUCUGAAGAAGUUUUUAACAACCCCAGGCGAUGGUGUGGCUCGUGCCUUCCUCAAGAGUCAGGCAUCUCUUUUUGGCAGCUACCGAAAUGCUCUUCAGAUUGAGUGGGGUGAACCAAUAACAUUUCAUGAAGAAACCUUUGUUAACCAUCGAUUUAGUGCCAUGAGAGAUUUCCUUCAGAAUGCCAUUCAGCUUCAACUUUUCAAACAGUUCAUUGAUGGGCGUUUGGAGUUGUUAAACUCUGGAGAAGGUUUCAGUGACAUCUUUGAGGAGGAGAUCAACAAAGGCGAUUAUGCAGGAAGUGAUAAAUCUUACCACCAAUGGCUAAUCACUAUGAAGAAAGGGAGCGGGGCUAUUUUAAACACAGUGAAGACCAAGGCGAACCCAGCUAUGAAGACUGUCUAUAAAUUUGCUAAGGAUCACGCCAAAAUGGGUAUCAAGGAAGUAAAGAGUCGCUUAGGGCAAAAGGAAAAUGUGGAUAAUGGACCAGGGAUCGUUGGGGGCAAAGACUUUGUUGGAAUUAGAGUCCAGAGUGAGGGGCCCACACAUUCAUUGGAUGACCAAAGAACAAAAUGGCAAUUUGGACUGACGCAGUCAUCCAUGCUGUUGAAGAAAAAAUAUCGUAAUGAGGAUCUGGAAAGUUGUCACGACCAGCCACAGCAAUAUUAUUCACUAAGGGAGGAUGAGUGGCGAGAGGAACAUGGUUCUAAUUUGGAUAUAGCUUCUCCCAGUCCACAUCAACAGAACUUCUCCAAUGUCAGCAUACUCACUCAUUUCUUCAGAUGCCUGGACGAGGAUGAUAGCCAACCACUUCCUUUGGCAAAAAGUGUUGAGGACCUGAAUAGUCUACAAGUCCAUGAAAAGCUUCAAGCAAAGUUCGCCUCUCAGCAGAAGCAACACUGUGAAGACUCACAAAUACUUCCUGGCCUUAAGGUUCCUAACACGUACAUCAAUCUGUGGAAUAAAGAACUGCAUCAAACUGAAAUUUUCUCUUGGGAAACUUCUACAUGGAAGAAAACCCAAUCUGCUCAACUUUUUCCACAUACAAUUUCCCACAACAGUUAUAGUUCAGGCCUUGAACCACAACACUCAUCCAACCCAGACAAUAUUCCCAUACCUCGUCCUCACGGAAGGAAAAGUGCUGAGGUUGCAACUCUAUUAGCACCAUUUAUUGGUAAGUCUCAAACUAAAUCAUCUAAUGAGGAAAGCACAAAAGCACGAGGCCAAGAAUUUCAGAAAGGCCUUAGCAACGUUCCAGAGGAUCACAUGGAUUUGAUAAGCCUUCUGGACCCCCUUAAUAAAUCACCACUGAUCAGUUCAACAUCAACAAAGGAUGAAAAGAAUACCGAUGUGUUUUCAGGAUCUCUCAAAACAACAACCCCUAAACCUGACCCAAUGACCCAGCAUCCCCUUCAGCCGUAUCAUCAUAUGUCACCUACUGUCUCUACUCAGUCUGUCUGGCAUCCCCUUCCUCAAAUGGAAUAUUUGUCAGGAGCGAGAAGACCACCGUGCGCAGUCUACGAAACACCAAUUGAGGCUUACCUACACGAUCCAACCCAGCCACGACCUUUUCCUUCACUCUCAGAAGAACAGCAGUUGCCUGCCAGUGCUACUCCUUUUCCCAGUUAUUAUCUGAGUAAGCCUUCCUCUCAGUCAUCAACCAGCAGUCAUGCACUUACAGGAAUAAGAGACUCAAUGCUUGUCCCAAGUAUUGCACCCAACACACUCAUGAGGCCACUUCAAAUGGAAGAAGGAAACCAGAAAACUCAGGAUCUUUUUGGUGACCUAACAAUGAUUGCACCAACUAUACCCCUCCAAAAGAGCAUGGAUCCGCUUCAGAAGAGAUGGGAAACAUUUGACUGAAACCUUGCCAUGGACUUGUUCCUCUUUGACAUAGCCAAAUGUUUUCAUGAUUGCAUGAGAAACCUCUUUGGGAGAAUUUCAAAUCACAUUAUGCUGUCUUGAGAAGACGUACAUUAGUUUCUUGCACAAAACCUAAACUACAAUUAAUUAUAUUGUUUAUAUGAAAUGUUACAUAGCAGAUUAAUACCACAUACAGCAAAAUUUGAAAUGUUUCUCUGACUUGUAAACUAAAAUCCGUUUAGAAAAUCAUUCAAAUUUGGUUUGGAUUAGUUUCAUUUGGUUUCUGUCACCUUACAUUGACACAAGUAUUUGGUGAUUGUAAAGCAAUCAAAUCAAGAUUUCUCCACUCAUGACAACUUCUUUGUCAUUUUUAAAGAAUGUCAGUUAAAAGUCAAUAACCUGUGAAUGUAUUUUGUAAUUUUUUCAGGUUGUACAGAGCCUUCAAAUGUGACAUGUAAGAGGAAAAAAAUAAAGGUGAAAACAAAAAUAAACA